AUGGGGUUUGUUGAAACCGGGAGAUCUUCUAAAAGGCUAAAGAAUGCUCCGAAAACUGUCUCUCGGAAGAGAAUUUCAAAAUCGAGACAAAAUUCACCAUCUUUGACGACAACUUCCUCUGGGGCUAGAAGUCGAGCACAUACCUCUAUACUUGAAAGGUUCCCUAAAGAAAUCUUGUUUGAAAUAUUCUUACAGGUGGGAUUAGAAGAUAACUCAUUACCAUUGUUGAGCAAGUAUUUCAAUGGGCUUUUCAAAAUAGACCUCACUCUCAUUGGCGAUUUUCUCAAAGCAUACCAAGGUGGGCGGGAUGCACCACAACCCGAAGCACCUGGCUUGGGCUUUUUGCUUCGAUGUAUAAACCAUUACAUAGAUACUCAUAACUAUUCCAAAGGGCCCAGGUUUUCCCAGUUGAGGCGCAAACUAGAGAAAUAUAAGGCAAAGUAUGAGUCUUCAGGAAUAAGGAAUGAUAGUGUUGACUCUAGCGUCAAGGAACUGGAAACUUGGAUCAACUGUUUCGAAAAGACACAAUUGAUCCCCUUAGAAUUGUUUAAAAAACGAUUCAUAACUGAAGCAGUGGUAAAAUGUCUACCUGAUGGACAAGUCCGUGAGAUUAAAGACAUUCCUGAGUGGAUGGAAAUUAGAACAAGUUGCAUUGCAUCUUGUUUCAAAAACUUGCACGAAGCUUUGAAGAGAGCUUUGCCGGAGCGAUCAUCAGAAGAAUUGGCAAACAUUGCGCUGGAACAAUUUGAGCAGCAACAGCAAGAACUGGAAACAGGUUCUGGUGUUGUGUCCGGACAUGCUGAUAGAAGUGAAGAUGAGAAGGAAUUGGUCGACUUCCCUAGUCGCUUUUAUUCUGGCCAAUUCACUGAAGAAAAGUUUAACUUGAUCUCAUACAUGAGUAUGAAGUAUAAGUUUAGGUUCCGAGAUGUAGACAAGGCGAUGAGCUACUUUAUCAGAGAGGUCCAGAAUAAAGACUACAACUUGCAAUGCUUAAUAUACUCCUUGAUCGAUAAAAUAGCGGCACUCGAGGAAUAUACCGUCCAGCCUAUAGUUGAAGCAUUUGAAAUUCUAAAUAACCAUGGUGAGCAAUCAGACCAAGCUUCGUACUGGAAAAUUAUCAAUGUUCUAGUUGAAGGUUACUAUAAGGCUCAUUCCAGUGAUGUUAGAAGUGAUCAGGAUUUCCAUGAUGAAGAGCUAUGGAUAUAUUUGCGAGAAGCUGAGAGAUUAGACUUUCUAGAGUUGGUGAUUAAAUACACGGGAGAAAGGGGCCAUAGCAAGGCAGUAAUGUUAUAG
This is a messenger RNA of Dujonia railenensis, 1293 nucleotides long. The record is from the annotation of a GenBank genome assembly. Lineage: Eukaryota; Fungi; Ascomycota; Pichiomycetes; Serinales; Debaryomycetaceae.